This is a messenger RNA of Sporothrix brasiliensis 5110, 1791 nucleotides long. RefSeq lists its product as uncharacterized. Bases 1 to 1791 code for a protein of 596 amino acids. Lineage: Eukaryota; Fungi; Ascomycota; Sordariomycetes; Ophiostomatales; Ophiostomataceae. Gene Ontology annotation, molecular function: zinc ion binding. The record is from RefSeq and is a predicted model, not a curated record. The transcript has a single exon.
AUGGUCUCCGCCGAGACGACGGGGACCGCCCCCGGGGACGACGCCGACGAAAAGUCCUGCUUCAUCUGCCUGCAGACGGCCGGCGAAACGCCCGACGCCGCGUGGGUCACGCCCUGCCCGUGCUCGCUCGACGCGCACGAAGACUGCAUGCUGCAGUGGAUCGCCGAGACCGAGGUGACGCUCAAGCAGGGCGCCAACCGCGGCAAGAAGCUGCGGUGCCCCGCCUGCAACGCGCGCAUCCGCACCGUCGAGCCGCACGACGCGCUCGUGGCCCUGGGCGACCGCGCCGCCCGCGCGUACCAGCACACGGCCCCGGCGCUGCUGGGCACGAUGCUCAUGGGCAUGGGCGUGGUCGGGUCGAGCUUCUACGGGUACCACUCCAUGGCCGCGUUUGCCGGCGAGGGCGAGACCAUGGCGUGGCUCCUGUCCAGCUUUGAAGACGCGGCGGCGGACGUGUUGGUGGCGGCCGGGGGCCACCAGCGACCACCCGGCGCGCCCGUCGCGCCCGUCGUGCCCGUGGCCAUCGGCUGGCGCGACAGCAUGUCGUUUGUCAACAAGGUCUUCUUGCUCAACCUCGUCGCGCCCAGCCUGCUGCUGCACCGCGCCGUGCCGAGCCUGGCCAACCUCAUCGCCCUGCCCGUGUCGCUCGUCUACGGCGCGACCCUCGUGUCGCGCCACCACCUGCCGCGCUGGCCGCCGUCGCCGCGUUGGGCCGUCGUGGCCCUGCCCACGCUCAGCAUUGCCUAUGCGACGGCCUACUACGACCUGUUCGGCGGGCUGGAGCGGCGGCUGAACCGGGCCCUGCGCGGGCGGCCGGAGACGGACGAGGCGGAGAACCAUGGGCACGAGCUGCGGGCGCCGGCGGCCGGGAACGUGGCCGGGAACGCGGACGGAGACGACCAGCGCGGCGUCGUGGCCCGGCUGCGCCGCUUGGGUGCGCUCGUGGCCCAGCUGGCAGGCCACGACAAUGACAACGGCGACAACGGGGAGGGACCGGGUCCAAUGGGCCUGGAGGUGGCCGUGGACAUUGUGGUCGAGGAGGUGGAGGAGGAUCCACAGGGCGACGACGACGACGACGACGGAUGGGUGGAUGACGACGACGACAACGAAAUCUUGCCACCGAGGGAGGUCCGCGACGAUGACCUGAAUAUACUGGGCGAUGUGGGCAAUGUGGGUGGGAACGACAACGACAACGACGGCGACGACGACGCUGCAUUGCCACCACCCGACAUUCUACGGGCGCGGCUGGGCGUGGCUGCCGAUGCCGACCACGGCGCUGGCGACCUCGGUGCGGCCCAUGGGGCCAAUGGGGACGCCAUUCCACUCGCCGAGGCACUGGCCGCGCAGGUGGCCGACGCCAACGGUCCCGUGCCGGCAGCAGAAGCGCCUCCUCCUGCUGCGCAUGCUGGCGGCGGUGGAGGCGGUGGAGGCGGUGGAGGCGGUGCCGGCGGCGGCAUGUUUGUCUCGGACAUUCUGGCCGCCAUCACGACCCAGCUGCUGCUGCCGCGCUUCGCCGCCACCAUGGGCAUGCUUCUGGGCCAUGUCCUGCCGCGCAGAUGGGUCACGCCGCCGGCGGCGUUGCAGACGACGGUGCGCGGCGGUGGUCGUCCUGGCGGUGGAGGGCUCUUGACCCAGAGAUGGGGCCGCAGCUUGGUGGGCGGGCUGCUCUGGAUCGUCUUGCGGGAUGCGUGGACGCUGUACAUCAAGUACCGCCGGGUGCAGGUCAAGAAGCAGCGCAAGAUCAAGAAUGUGGACAGAAAGCGGCACAAGGAUGCGGCGACCCAGUCGUAG